Messenger RNA from Metarhizium brunneum ARSEF 3297, 1173 nucleotides. It is a transcript of the gene CWC2, whose product is annotated as Pre-mRNA-splicing factor CWC2. Gene Ontology annotation, molecular function: U6 snRNA binding; metal ion binding; pre-mRNA binding. NCBI's taxonomy places the organism in Eukaryota, Fungi, Ascomycota, Sordariomycetes, Hypocreales, Clavicipitaceae. Gene Ontology annotation, cellular component: Prp19 complex; U2-type catalytic step 1 spliceosome; U2-type catalytic step 2 spliceosome. The record is from RefSeq and is a predicted model, not a curated record.
AUGGCGGACCAGGAAGAACACCGGGAGAUCGCGCCUGGGAGUGCGACAGACGGCUCAACGGCGGUCACAACUACAGGGGAAAAGAAGAUCAUCAAGAAGAUUAUUCGCAAAAAGAAGAAACCCGCAAGAGUGCAGAUUGAUCCUAGCGAAUUCACUUCGGAGGCACCACCACAGACUGGAACCACAUACAAUAUCUGGUUCAACAAGUGGGCGGGCGGAGAUCGAGAAGCAUACCAGCAGACCAAGGCCAAGGGCCGAUGUAUCAUUGCGACGGACGCCGGCUACACCACAGCUGAUAAUGUGUCGGGAAGCUAUUUCUGCCUUCGAUUUGCACGGGGAAUCUGCCCGCUGGGACAAGACUGCACAAAUUUGCACCGAUUACCGGGGACGUUCGACCUUUUCAACCCAAAUGUCGACUGCUUUGGCCGCGAAAAGUUCAGCGACUACAGAGAUGAUAUGGGUGGUGUCGGAAGCUUCAUGCGCCAGAAUAGAACAAUUUACGUGGGUCGCAUUCAUGUGACGGACGAUAUCGAAGAGAUUGUGGCUCGCCAUUUUGCGGAAUGGGGACAGGUUGAACGAGUCCGCGUCUUAAACUCGCGAGGUGUCGCCUUCAUCACAUACACCAACGAGGCCAACGCCCAAUUCGCCAGAGAAGCCAUGGCCCACCAGUCCCUAGACCACGAUGAGAUCCUAAAUGUGCGAUGGGCCACGGCCGAUCCUAACCCCAUGGCCCAAGCUCGCGAGGCGAGACGAGUCGAAGAACAGGCUGCUGAAGCUGUUCGCAGAGCGCUUCCUGCGGAGUAUGUGGCUGAAAUCGAAGGCAAAGGCCCUGACGCCAGGAAGCGGAGACGCAUCGAGAGCAGUUACGGCUUGGAAGGGGAUGAGGCACCCGACGAUGUGCAUUUCGCUCGAGGCAAAACCGCAGUCAAUCCUGUGGGCCACGAAGGUUUGCAGGUAGAAUACCAGCAGCCUUUGAUGCUGGAAAAUGGCCAGUCGACAGAAGAACCCGAAACCACAACAGCACCACCCCCAGCGCCAGAAACGGCCGGUAUAUUUUCCAGUUCUACACUGGCAGCACUCAACAAAGCCAAAGUAGCUGUAACGUCGAAGCCCAAGGCGGCGGCUCCUACAGGGCCUCUUGUAUCUUAUGAUAGCGACAGCGAUGACGAAUAA